Messenger RNA from Adineta steineri, 2400 nucleotides. Lineage: Eukaryota; Metazoa; Rotifera; Eurotatoria; Adinetida; Adinetidae. The record is from the annotation of a GenBank genome assembly.
AUGAAUAGUGUUGAUGCUGCUUUUAAUCAAGCUGAUGUUAACCAUGAUGGAGGUUUGAAUCAAGCUGAAUUUCGAGAAUUUCUAGCACGAAAUUCUAUUGGUGGUACUAGUACUUCAAAUUAUUCAGUAAACAAUGAAUUCAAUAAUCUUGAAGGUACUGAUGGUUAUGGUUCAUUAGGAUUUCGUUCAUCAAGCUAUGAAGGAACUGAUCUAGGUUAUGCUGGUGCUGGUUAUGGAGCAUCUUCAUACGAAUCAUCAGCAUUUCGUUCAUCAGUUGGAACUAUCGGUGGUGAUGUAACAAAUCUUAAUGUGGUUGGUGCAGCAGGAGUUUCGAAUGCUGAUGCAGCUGCGGCGAGAUUUUCAACUGCAACACGAACAUCGACUUUUCAGCAGCAAUAUGAAACAGAUGCGCAAGGUAAUUUCAAAGAUUCUAAUCCACAAAUUAUACGACGACCAGCUCCCAGUGGACCUGUUACGUAUACACAAAAUAUCAAAGUUCGAUUUCUUCAACCACCUGCUGUUCCACCACCAGGACCAUUGAUUAUCAAAGAAGUACGACCACCUCAACCACCACCACCAGCUCCACUUCGAGUUCGUCAACAAGCUCCACCUUUACCUCAAGCACCUCCACUUAUUUUACGUGAAAAACCUCCUCCAGCACCUGCAGUUGUUGCAUCUCAAACUGUUGUUCGAAAUUUGGCUGCAAUUGCAGUUCCACCUCGAUCAGUUGUCAUCGAACGUUUACCAGCAGCUCCACCAAAACCUCGUGAUAUUGUCAUUGAACGUUGGAUUCCUUACGGACCUCAAGCAGAACGAAAAACAAUUGUUCAACGUGCUGCAGCAGCUGUAGCCUAUGCAAGACCACAUAAUGUUAUCAUUCAAUAUGAAGCACCACAGGUUCGUGUUAUUCGACAAUUUCAACGUCUUGGUGUUACACAAGAAAAUCCUCAAGAAUAUAUUCAACGUUAUGGAGCAACUCUGUUCGAUUCACAAACAUUGGUACAACAAGCACGUGCUGCUGGUGUAGUUGAAGAUAUUUCACCACCUGCUAUAUCCAAUGCAGUUAGUUCUAACAUAUCUGAAUUUUCGUCUUCAUCAUCGACUGGUGCUUUCAAUUUAGAAGGUAAUACUAAUGGUGCAAUUGAUGUAGUUUCUAACAUUAGUGGUGGUGGUGCUAAUGGUGCUGCUAAUCGUGCCUCAUUCUAUGAAUCAACAUCUUAUUCAUCAGGUGGUGGUGGUGGUGAUAUCUCUGGAUUUGGUUAUGGAGGAAUUGGCUCAUUAUCAUAUGACUCAUCAUCUUAUGGCUCAUCAAAUGGUGGAGUAGCUGAUGCAUUAUUUUCUGCUGUUGAUACAAAUAAUGAUGGUGUUAUAAGUCGAUCAGAAUUUCGAAAUGCAGCUACAGCUUCUACAGUACGAUGGAACUCUACAGGCACGACUGUCGCUGGCAAUGCUGGCGGUACAUCAGGAGUAAGCGCAGGUCUGCUCAAGGGACCUUACGUUGUGAGAAUUGAUUCAUCAAAUGCUCUCUAUAUUGCUGAGGUGGAUAACCAUCGAAUACAAAAAUGGAUUAUAGGGGACUCAAUAGGUGUAACUGUUGCUGGGCAGGCAGAUGGAACAUCGGGUGCUUCUUCUACCACUCUUAAUGCACCACCCGGUCUUGCAAUCGAUUCAAGCAACAAUAUGUACAUCGUCGAUAAAUUCAAUCAGCGAGUGAUGUACUGGGCAAGUGGUGCAUCAUCUGGUUCGAUGAUCGCUGGGACAGGUUCCCCUGGAAGUGCAAACAAUCAGUUUAAUCGUCCUAAUGCGAUUGAACUUGUUUCGAGCUCGGGCACUCUGUACAUCAGUGAUCUAGACAAUCAACGUAUCAUGCAAUAUCUUAAAGGUGCUUCGUCAGGCACUGUAGUUGCGGGUGGAAAUGGAGCAGGAACGGGCAGUACACAGUUGUGGCAUCCAUGCGGAUUUACUCUGGAUUCAUCGACGAAUAGUUUAAUAAUUGCCAGUUAUUAUGCACAUAGUGUAGUUCGUUGGGUAAUAGGUGAUACUAGUUGGACACUUCUUGCUGGCAGUAGUGGAGUAAGCGGAUCUUCGUCAACACAUUUAAAUAAUCCAAUUGGUGUAGCAAUUGAUCAAUAUGGAAAUAUAUAUGUAGCUGAUUCAGGCAAUCAUCGUAUUCAAUUUUUCUUGCCUGGUCAAUCUGAGGCUACUACAAUUGCGGGCGUUACUGGUUCGUCUGGCACAAGCGCUACUCAAUUAAAUGCACCGUUUGGAGUAACACUAGAUAGUCAAUUCAAUUUAUAUGUGGCAGAUAACGGUAAUAACCGAGUGCAAAGAUACAGAAGAUGUGUGAGUAUGGAUGCCGAUAAUUAUUCAUAUUCGGCUAUGGCAACAACUGAGAGCUGA